AUGGCUGUUGUAGACUGCACCGCCUUCUACCUCUCAUUAGCAAAUGCUGCGUUGUUCUUCCACCAGAAGACUAUAAAUACAGGCAGCGAGCACAGCGACUUCGAAGAGUCCUCGAAAUACCUGAGUCUGUGUCUGAACCAAGUCGUGCAUAGGCUAAAACAAGAACCCGAGAAUAUCAGUGAAGGUGUUAUUACCACGGUGCUUGGGUUUCUCUGCCACGACUGUACCGUUGGCAGAUGGGACCGGUAUGCCAUGCACAUGGAUGGUCUGCAGAACAUCCUUCUGGUUCGCGGCAACUUCCAGCGUCUUGAGAGCACUGUCGCGAUGUUCGUGUCUUGGUUCGAUGUGCUCGGAUCCUCGAUUUUUGACACGAAGCCGCGCUUCCCAUUGCCUCAGAGCUCCACCACAUCGACCUCACAUCAGGUCCCACUGUCCACGGCGCUGCAGCAACUCCUCCUGCGACUCUCAGAUGGCUCCGACCAAGAUAAAAAGAUAGCAACUGCUCUUGAAAACUCUAUGCAGCUGGCUACGUUCGUGAACGAGAAUGCGUACAAUCAACGAUUCUGGAAAGACGGUGCAACGGCAGCAAGACGCAUCACGCCUGUCAUGCAUCUUCUGCUAUCGCUACCGCGGCCACUCGACUUCGAGGCUCCUAGCACUGUACUCCCCGAGAUCGCCAUGCGUGAGCUUGUACGGCUUGCCCUACUUAUCAUGUUGACAAGAUUGAAGAAAGCAUGUUCGCUAGUCUCGGAUGAACUUGACACCCUCCUGGAGCGAUUUUCGCUCAUGAUCCGUACUUCAACAUACUUUGACAGAAGAUUCCCGGAGCUUUCUCUGUGGGCCACCGUCAUCGUUGCAACAAUGGAGCAAGCAGAGCAGCGGAGAAAUGUCUAUGUCGGUGCCAUUUCUAUAUUUAUGGAAAACAUGGGCAUUUACCUCGGCGAAGACGCCAUUGCGCGCGUAAAGAAGCUCGUCUGGCUCGAUCCCUUGAUGGACGCUGGGGCCAGAAGCCUCGAGUUCGAGCUCAAUUGUGCUGCCCGCUUCCUCCCCAUUGCCCCAGAAGCUUCCCACUUCAACGAACCCGUUGCAUCACUUCGUGCAGCUUGA
Messenger RNA from Cladophialophora yegresii CBS 114405, 1107 nucleotides. RefSeq lists its product as uncharacterized. NCBI's taxonomy places the organism in Eukaryota, Fungi, Ascomycota, Eurotiomycetes, Chaetothyriales, Herpotrichiellaceae. The transcript has 3 exons. The record is from RefSeq and is a predicted model, not a curated record. Bases 1 to 1107 code for a protein of 368 amino acids.